AUGAAGACGAAGGAUCCCGCUUUAGGCCCAAAUCCCAAUGUUGUUCGUGGCAGCAACGCCGUACAUACUGUAACGACCAGUGGUCAUGAUCCGCAGAAUGAAGAUAUUGAUAGUCACCGUGAUCAGACAGGGCAGGGUCAAUCUCAGGCCAACAUUGAAUCCAACACAAACACCACAGCUACUGUAAUAACCAGUGGUGAUAAUCAGACAGGGGGGCAGGGUCAGUCUCAGGCUAACACUAAAUCCAACACAAACACCACAACUACUGGAAUGACCAGUGGUGAUGAUCAGACAGGGCAGGGUCAGUCUCAGGCUAACACCGAAGCUAUUGUAAUGACCAGUGGUGAUGAUCAGACAGGGCAGGGCCAGUCUCAGACCAACACCACAGCUUCUGUAAUGACCAGUGGUCAUGAUCAGACAGGGCAGGGUCAGUCUCAGGCCAUCGCUGAAUCCAACACAAAUACCACAGCUACGGUAAUGACCAGUGGUGAUGAUCAGACAGGGCAGUAUCAGGCCAUUACUGAAUCCAACACAAACACCACAGCUACUGUAAUGACCAGUGGUCAUGAUCAGACAGGGCAGGGUCAGUCUCAGGCCAUCGCUGAAUCAUUGGAAGCUAGAAAUCUGGGCCGACUGCCUCGCAGCUAA
Branchiostoma belcheri (Belcher's lancelet) is the source of this 648-nucleotide messenger RNA. Its product is annotated as filaggrin-2-like. The record is from RefSeq and is a predicted model, not a curated record. The transcript is spliced from 4 exons. Gene Ontology annotation, molecular function: signaling receptor binding. Bases 1 to 648 code for a protein of 215 amino acids. Gene Ontology annotation, cellular component: endomembrane system. Lineage: Eukaryota; Metazoa; Chordata; Leptocardii; Amphioxiformes; Branchiostomatidae.